CUUACUUGUUAUUAUAUUUCUUAAUAUGCCAUAUAUGGUAUGGGUUGAUCUUUGAGUACUACGAUUGGACGGCCUGGACAUCGUGGAUGAUUUUGCUAAAUCUUGUGUAUAAAUAUGAGGCUUCUUCCUUAACUUGAGAAUGUUAUGGUACACCGUCUCUGUGUCUGCUUGAUCAACUGAUGAUUGAUAGCUUUGAGGCUGCAUAUUGUCUACCUGAAAAUUAAUCUAACAAUCAGUAUUUUUUUUUUUUAUCGGUCAGGUCAGUGCUGUAGCAAUGCGUCGCCUCCUUUCCAUGUUUUUACUGCUAGCCAUUAUUGGGCAGCAUGUGAGCGUUCAGUCCACAGUAAGACCAUAUGAGCGGAGCACACACAUACGUUACAAAUCAGUGUUAUCAGUGUUGACCGUGUCUAACGGAAUGUCCUGGGGGUCGUGGGGGGAUCAGGACAUGUGUCCAAGUGGAACGUAUGCUGCAGGGUUCAGUCUGAGGGUGGAAGAACCUUCUCAUGUUAUGUAUGAUGAUACAUCACUCAAUGGGAUUCGUCUUCACUGUGUCUAUCCAUCCAAAGGCUCACAUGAGCUCUAUGCCACAAUUGAGUCCGACGUAGGAAACUGGGGAAAGUGGACAAAUAUCAAGUGGUGUCCUUCUGGAUUCUUAAAAGCUUUCCAGCUGAGAGUCGAAUCUUCCCAAGGAGUUGGUGAUGAUACGGCCGCAAACAACAUCAGGUUCAGCUGCAGUGAUGGUGUUGUGCUGACGGGUGACGGCACAGGCUGGGGUAAUUGGGGCAACUGGAGCCCAGUGUGUGAUGGAAGAGGAAUCUGCGGCAUCAAGACGCGGGUAGAAAAUCCACAGGGGAAUGGAGAUGACACCGCUCUCAAUGACGUGCAAAUGUACUGCUGUGAUUAAGGUGAAGUGAUCGCAAUCUAAACCUCAGACUGACACAUGCUGCAGAUCAACUAAAUCUGUUUGUUCUUUCAGGUGUAGGAGGAUGACAACAAGAACAGCAAGAAGACCAAAUGGAUUGUCAUAACUGAUCAUCAUACUAUGAUAAUCUAACAUGAACCAUGUCAUAAAACAGUUUUGUAAGGGAUAAUUCACAUUUGCACAAAACAAAGAAUCUGCCAAGAUGUCAUCGGACCACCCCACUGGAUGUACGCAAAGACAUGAUUGCACAUUUCUCAGUAAAGACGAAGACAGGGCACUGCAGAUGCUGCAAUAAUGGAUACACAAAUACACUGUAGCAAGUGUAGCAAUGUUUGUCUGUGCUUCUCAGAUAAAAAGAACUUA
Messenger RNA from Megalobrama amblycephala (Wuchang bream), 1285 nucleotides. RefSeq names its product vitelline membrane outer layer protein 1-like. The record is from RefSeq and is a predicted model, not a curated record. The coding region runs from base 275 to 904 and encodes 209 amino acids. NCBI's taxonomy places the organism in Eukaryota, Metazoa, Chordata, Actinopteri, Cypriniformes, Xenocyprididae. The transcript is spliced from 4 exons.